GGCAGCUGUUGCUUAUCAAGGACACACUCAAGUUUAUUGUGGUGAUGUGUCAAGACACAGAAAAUAUUUACAUAUGUGUGCAUAUAUAUUAAGAGUGUACAGGUCUACAUUCUCAAAGUAACACAUCCAGAAGACCAUUUCCUGAGCUUUCUGGAGAGUGAAUCUGCUCUUAGGGGAAAACUCUUCCCUUUCCUUCUCCAAAAAGCUAGAACUGAGCUCCAGGAGGCUGACUUUCUACAGUAUGAAGCCUACACUGUGUUUCCUUUUCAUCCUCGUCUCCCUUCUCCCACUGAUAGUCCCAGGGAACGCGCAAUGCUCCUUUGAGUCUUUGGUGGAUCAAAGGAUCAAGGAAGCUCUCAGUCGUCAAGAGCCUAAGACGAUCUCCUGCACUAGUGUCACGUCUUCUGGCAGACUGGCCUCCUGUCCUGCUGGGAUGGUUGUCACUGGAUGUGCUUGUGGCUAUGGCUGUGGAUCGUGGGAUAUCCGGAAUGGAAAUACUUGCCACUGCCAGUGCUCAGUCAUGGACUGGGCCUCUGCCCGCUGCUGCCGAAUGGCUUAAGAAUGAGGAGGUUGAGAAACCAAUUUCAAAAUGAUGAGCAUAAUGAAACCACGGUCUCGACCAGGAAACCUGACUCAUUGUCUUCAUAUUACUAAAUAAUUCUUCUUGAAUAAUAAAGGCAGACCUGUACCUUUGCA
Molecule: messenger RNA, 696 nt
Organism: Mus musculus (house mouse)
Lineage: Eukaryota; Metazoa; Chordata; Mammalia; Rodentia; Muridae
Gene: Retnlb
Product: resistin like beta
Exons: 4
Coding region: 242-559 (105 amino acids)
Biological process (GO): signal transduction
Cellular component (GO): extracellular region
Molecular function (GO): hormone activity
Source: RefSeq, marked validated